Molecule: messenger RNA, 426 nt
Organism: Thlaspi arvense
Lineage: Eukaryota; Viridiplantae; Streptophyta; Magnoliopsida; Brassicales; Brassicaceae
Source: the annotation of a GenBank genome assembly
AUGGAUGAAGCUAUGGUCAGCAAGCUGCAAGAAGGUGUAAAAGUGAAUGUCGUCGACUUUAUAGAAGCCGAUGAAUACACAGUUACCCUCAAGUGUUUGAUCAUCGACAAUAACCCUAGAUACGUUUUCGGGGAAGGUUGGAGUACCAUGAAGUGGUCGCUAGAUCUAAAAGAAGGCCAACAACUGAAGCUUUAUUGGGAUGUUGAAGAUAAGAAGUUCUUUAUUCUCAAUUUCUGUUAUCAGACAAUUCCUCUUAUGAUUCCCGUUAUCCACUUCUUGUACAUUCUUCAGUCUCAAGAAACAGAUGCUUCAGGAAACAAGAUGCUUCAUGGCACCGUACGUCUUCUACAAUCCACUCUUCUAGAUUCUCUGAGCCAACACUAUGAAGUGAAACCGCCUCACUCAGGAUGCAAGCAAGCCUCCUAA